Messenger RNA from Aspergillus puulaauensis, 1998 nucleotides. RefSeq lists its product as uncharacterized. The record is from RefSeq and is a predicted model, not a curated record. The transcript has 4 exons. Gene Ontology annotation, molecular function: oxidoreductase activity; FAD binding. Lineage: Eukaryota; Fungi; Ascomycota; Eurotiomycetes; Eurotiales; Aspergillaceae. The coding region runs from base 1 to 1998 and encodes 665 amino acids.
AUGCCGGAACUUAAAUCGACGACAAACUCUCUCUCGCCUUCCAGACUCCCGCACACCUUCGUAUCCUUCCAAGUCAAAAUGGGGGUGUUCACGCCGCGCGCCCUAUGCCUCCUCCUGGCCACUGUCGCCGCAACUACAGGCAGUCCCUUCGGUGCACUGGGCAGCACGGUGUCCCCGAGUGGCAAGGAAUACUUCGACUUCGAGAAGGUCCAGCUCCAGCCUACCGAUCUGCAGCGUCUGGGUGAUUCCGAGGCAGCCCUAUUCGACUUCGAUUCGUUGGAUGGUCACAAUGCCAAUGCCCCCCGGUCGCAGGCCUCCUGCAAGGUUUAUCCAGGAGACGAGUCUUGGCCAGACGACGCCAAAUGGGCCUCGCUGAACAAGACAACUGGAGGGUCUCUGAUCAGGGCUGUUCCUCGCGCAUCAACAUGCUACAGUGGCUCCGGGCAUGAUGCUGCUGACUGCCAAUACCUGACCUCGCAAUGGACCAAUUCGCAUUUCCAUCUCCCCGACCCUAUUGAAAUGUUGUCCCCUGUAUACCAGGGCCUCACGUGCCAGCCCACCAACGACACUGACGCAAAAUGCACCAUGGGUGGUUACCCUCUUUACGUUAUCAAUGCCACCAAUGUUGCCCAGGUCCAGCUGGGCAUUAAUUUCGCACGCGAGACGGGCAUCCGCUUGGUCGUCAAGAACACGGGUCACGACUUCUCAGGCAAGUCCGGUGGCGGUGGUUCCCUGAGUAUCUGGACACAUAACCUCAAAGACGCCAAGUACAUUGAAAACUACAAGGCUGAAGGGACGGAGUGGACUGGGGCAGCUUUUAAAUUGGGAUCCGGGGUUCAGGCGUAUGAGAUCUAUAAGACCGCGGCGGAGCACGGUUUGAUGGUUGUGGGGGGUGAAGGCCAGACUGUCGGUGUAAUGGGUGGCUAUAUUCUUGGCGGAGGCCACUCCCCACUGAGCUCCAUCUACGGCAUGGGCGCGGACCAGGCGCUCUCAAUGGAAGUUGUUACUCCAGACGGAAGAUUCCUGACGGCGUCGUUCGUCGAGAACCAAGAGUUGUUCUGGGCAUUGCGCGGUGGAGGUGGCGCCACCUUCGGAGUCGUCACAUCCGUCACUGUCAAGGCAUACCCGACAAUCCCUGCGACAACAUCAACAUUCACCUUCUCUACCGGCGACGAUAUCUCGUAUGACAGCUUCUGGGCGGGCUUCAGAGCCUACCUUGAUUAUUUCAUCCCCCACUCCGACGCAGGCAUCUACUCGUACUUCUUCAUUACGCCGACGGCAGAUGGCGGAUUCAAUUUCCUCAUGCAACCCUUCUUUGCUCCUAACAAGACCCUCGAAGAGACUAAUGCCCUUCUCGAGCCCUGGUUCAAACAAUUGAAGGAAUUGGGCAUCGAAUUUACCCCGAAAACAACCCACUACGAUAACUACUACGACGCAUGGCUAGACUCUUUCCCCCUCGAGACCGUAGAGAAGACAGCAGUCGGAACAUCCUCCCGUCUCUUCCCACGAGAAAACUGGCAGGACGAGUCCCUUCUAAACCGGACUUUCGAUGCCAUCAAGGCAUCAUCCGACGCAGGCCUCACCCUCAUCGCCUUCAACAUGGCCCCGACUCUCGAAAACGGCGGAAACCCCGAUAACGCAGUUAAUCCCGCGUGGCGAAAGGCCGUCAUGCAUGCUAUUUCCAGCGUCAACUGGGCUGAGGAUGCCACCGUAGACGAAAUCAAGACAGCGCGCCACGAGUUCACUUACAAGCACAUGCAACGUUGGCGGGACGCCAGUCCUGGCUCCGGUGCCUACCUGUCCGAGUCGGAUCGGAUGGAGCCGGAUUUCCAGCAGGCGUUCUAUGGGUCGAGUUAUGACCGUCUCCUGGCCCUGAAGAAGAAGCUCGAUCCGAAGAAUGUGUUUUAUGCGGUCACGGCGGUUGGCAGUGAGUUCUGGCGGGUUAUCACUGAGAAUGGGCUUCCUGCGGAGAAUGGCAAGCUUUGCCGGGUUGACUAA